AUGCUCACACGCAUACAUUGGCGUAUCACCGCCCCGCCAUUGCGGAGGUACUCGGCCUUACCACAGCAUACACCACCACCACAACCAUCACAGCCGGAGGAACCACAAGACGACGCACCCUCCUCGUCUACCCGACCGCCAUCCUCCUCGUCGUCCAGGUAUACCCACCAACAUGGUAUCGGCCUCCGCAGGACAUCUGUCAUUUCCGACGCGCACCCCGACAGCCCACCUCUGGCGCGUCCUCCACCCACACGAGCUUCCGAAGAUGGCAUCCGUCGGCGACGCGAGUUGCGGCCACGCGACUGGCAACAGCGUAUCAGCCUGCUCCGAAGAGCUCUCCGGAACAGCAACUUCAAACAUGUCAAGGACAGGCUGGACUUGGAAGAGACCUUGCUAGAGACUGAGCCCGGUCUGCAACAGGUGCUCUUGCAGCCGACUGCACUGGAACAGCAUACCAUCUUGAACGAUCUUGUGCGCAAGGGCAAGGUCGAUCUGGCGACCACUGUGCUCUUGGCACUGCUGGCCGACCUGUCUUAUGACAGGCCACCACGCUUUCGCAGCCAGACACUUGCUACUGUCGUCGGAGCGCGCCCACCAGAGAGGCGAUACGCACCCCGACGAACGUUCACCCCAAUCCCAAAGCAUCUGCCCCUCGAGCAACCCACACUCGAAGAGCAACAACCACCGCCCGUUCCCAAACCUCUAAACGACUUGCACGCAGUCGUUCGUCAACUGCAAGCAAUUCACCACCCACGCCCAAGCAUCAUUUAUCACAUUCUCAUCCAGGAGGCUCUCGGGGCUGUCCGGCCCGAUAUUGCUGCUGACGUCUUUGUCGAGCUCGUCGAGGAGUGGAUCAUGGAGGGACGACUGGCAGAGGGCGCCAAGCUGGAGGAUUUCUACGGAAACCACAAGGCGGGCGUCCAUGGCAAGCUGGGAGUGCCAGUGUCCUGGCCACCGCCAAAGGAUGCCGCCGCCAACGAUACCUCGCGGUCGAGCCUACUUGGCAUUUGGUUCAGCGGCGUGCGGACAUGGCGCUUGCCUGGGGAGGCUCUCUCGCUGCACGAACGGCUCGAUCUCUGGCACCCAAGAGGCCAUGCCCCAGACCAACGCCCGCGUGGAUUCCCGAUGCCCAUCCCCACCUCGCCACCGAGCCAGGUGCCUGCGCCGUCUCGCCAUCUUCUCGAGCCCAUUCUCAAGUCGCUCUGCCUCGAGGCACGAGAAUGCACCCCUCUAGAGUACGCGACGUCGAUGCGCGCUCUGGCUACACUGGCCAACACGAUCAUGUCCCGCACACUCCCCAUCCCCUCCAUCCCUACCCUCCUCAAGCGUUUUUCGUCGUCGUCCACCCACCCCGCAGUGUACCCGGAGCGCAUGGUGCAGCUGCCCCAAAAGGACGCAUGGGCGUACGCUGCCAGCAACCAGGUGCACAAUGCCCUAGUGUCGCUCAUGUUCUCGCCGCCCAACUUUCGCGCAGCGGCCGCCCUCGAGACCAAGUUUGACCAGGACGAAGCCCUCCCUCCGCCCACUGGUGCGGCCCAGUACGCCCUGCAGGCUCUUGGCUGGCAGUCGUGCAUGGUGCUCGUCCAGUAUGCGUUGGUCCAGAUCAGGCAGCCUCGCAUCCUGACGCGUCUGUUCGAGUACAUGGUCGACAUGUUCCACUGGAAGUCACCCGAGGUCCUCAACAGGAUCCUGUUUGCUGCUCGUAAAUCUGACCCAGAGCUCGCGCAGGCGGUCCAGGAUAAAAUGUUCGGUGGAACUCUGAUCGGAAACCCCACCAAGACGCCACAACCACCCGCCGCUGCUGCUGCUAAAACCAGCGAGGCCAUGGUCGAAACGGUCAUCUACACGCAGCCUGGACGCUCUCUCCCUGGCCCCGGUUCGCCCGAGGAGAUGGCCUACGAAGUGUCCGACUCUACGUUCCGCCGCGCAUUGGCCAGGCUCCCUGAUGUGACUCCCAAUGAGAAAUCGGUCACCGCCCUACUCGUCGACCUGAUGAAUGGCGGACACUAUGGCCAGCUGCGACACGUUGUCACCAUUCUCCUGCCCUUUUUGCGAGUCGGCAAGAGGACGUCAAACGAGGAGAUUCGGCGCAUUGCAAACCUCACUGGCGCCCAGAUUGGAGCGUCGGGACGUAUCCGUUCAACGGACCUGUCGCCCGAGGUAUACACCAUCAUCCUGCAGGCCAUGCUCCGGUGCGAGAACGUUACCUUUGCGCAGCGUGUCUACGACCUGGCAACGUGGCACCGCAAAGACGACUUCACCAAAGCCAGGACAGAAAACCUCGCGCGGAGCCGAGGACGCGUCGACGCAGAUGACGAACUCGCCGCUGCUGAAGCCGACAAGGACGAACCGACCAACCCGUUGGACCGGUUCUUCCCCACCGACUUUUACACGUCGAUGCUCUCGAUCCUCGCGAUUGAAGCCUGUCACCCGGGCCCGCGAAUCCCUGGCUGGAGGCUGCCGUCGUACAUCAGUUUUCACCCAGCGGACAACAGUGCAGCAGCACACGUCAUGGGUUGGGAGGUGUACAAGCGUGCCCGCGUCAUGUGGCGCCAGACUGCCAGCCUGCCAAACACGUCUGCGGCCUUUCAGCCCAACGAGGACUUUUUCUCAGCGGCCGUUGCGUGCUUUUUCCGUGGCUGGGAGCUGGACUUGGACGGCCCGCCCGCGGCCCCCGACGCGCGCGCCAUGCGCAUCCUCAUCAACGACAUGAGGGAUGCCGGGAUCGAUGUCCCGCCCGACCUGAUCCGCAAAGCGCGUGGAGAGACGUUUGACGGUGUGAGGCGGUACUUUUUCCCGCGCAAGCGAGUGCCCCACUCCAAGUUCCAGUUCCGCCAAGCACGCAUGUCUUCCCCGGCACCCAUGUUCAAGCCCGACGACGUCGAGGCCCUCAAGACGCUCAAGUAUACCAAGCAUGCGGCAUAUGAAGGAAACAGCCGCGGCCAGUACGCGCCCCCUCGGCCGCGCAGCUACACCGGCAUGGCAGAGUACGACCAGUAA
Molecule: messenger RNA, 3000 nt
Organism: Apiotrichum porosum
Lineage: Eukaryota; Fungi; Basidiomycota; Tremellomycetes; Trichosporonales; Trichosporonaceae
Exons: 1
Coding region: 1-3000 (999 amino acids)
Source: RefSeq, a predicted model, not a curated record